Aspergillus nidulans FGSC A4 is the source of this 1440-nucleotide messenger RNA. RefSeq names its product FAD-binding oxidoreductase. Lineage: Eukaryota; Fungi; Ascomycota; Eurotiomycetes; Eurotiales; Aspergillaceae. The record is from RefSeq and is a predicted model, not a curated record. The transcript has 4 exons. The coding region runs from base 1 to 1440 and encodes 479 amino acids. Gene Ontology annotation, molecular function: FAD binding; flavin adenine dinucleotide binding.
AUGGCGACGGUCUCCGAACUAUGCUGUGCAGCCCUCAAUACAAGCAUCGGCAACAGAAUCGCCUUCCCCGGCAGCACAGCAUACAACGAGUCUCUUAGUUCCUAUUUUGGCGUCAAUGCGCAACUACCUCCAAGCUGUUUUGUUCUACCGCUCUCGGCACAAGACGUCUCGGUGGCCGUUCAAACCCUAACCUCGCAACCAGAUCCAUGCUUUUUUGCCAUUCGCAGCGGGGGUCAUACUACCUCACUCGGUGCGUCGGCAAUAGAGGCCGGCGUUACCAUGGAUCUGUCAGGAAUGAACACUACCACAUACGAUUCCAGCACCAAUACUGCCUUUAUUCAACCCGGUGCGCGCUGGGGUUCUGUGUAUGAAACCCUUUUGCGGGAUAACGUCCUGGUUCCCGGCGGCCGGACAGCAUCUGUUGGCGUGGGAGGUUACCUGACCGGCGGUAGGAAUUCGUUCCAUGCCGCGCGUGUUGGUCUAGCAUGUCUAAGCAUUAAAGGAUACGAAAUUGUCCUAGCAGACGGUGAGGUUGCAAAAGUAGACCAAGAUUCCCAUCCGAACCUCUUUCGGGCUCUAAAGGGAGGCUCAAACAACUUUGGCAUCGUGACCUUGUUCGACAUGGAAGCUUUUUCAACGGAAGGUACGAUAUGGGGCGGGACUGUUUUAUAUGAUAUUUCCACCAAGGACCAGUAUAUUGCCGCGGGCACAGCGUUUACUGACAACAUACCCAACGACCCCUACGCCUCAUGGGUCGGAAUGUUUGCGUACAAUUCAACCACAGACCAGACAGCGAUCUUCACCUCUCUGGCCUACACGAGGCCCGUUCAGUCCUGGCCCCAAGCGUUCAGCGAAUUCUACGCGAUUCCCAACAUUACACACACCUUGAGGUCUGCCACGGUGUUGGAUCUUGCAGUGGAAAACUCGUUUCCUUACGGAUAUCGUAAUGUCCUCCAGACUGGAACAUAUUCCAACAAUGCCGAAAUCAUCCAAAAAGCCGUCAUCAUCCUCAACAACCAAGUGAAGAUGGCCAAGUUGCGAGCCCGGGGAAAAGACUACGCGCUCUUUGCUAUCGUCCAGCCAUGGGUUCCCUUAUUCUGGGAGCACAGCGAGGCGCGUGGUGGAGACGUGCUUGGACUGGAGCGUUUCGAAACUAAUUUGCUCAACAUUGCCUGGGACUACAGCUGGGACAACUCGGCAGAUGACGAGCUUCUGUACGAGUUGGCGCAGUCCGCGCGCGAACAGUUGGAUGAGUACGCGCGGUCUACAGGCGCGUACAAUGAGUACAUCUAUCUGAAUUAUGCGGGCCGCACGCAGGACCCGCUCCGUGGGUAUGGGCUAGAAAAUCUAGAAUUUCUGCGGCGCGUAUCGGAGAAGUUUGACCCGGACGGUGUAUUUCAAAGACUGGUGCGUGGAGGGUUCAAAAUUGACCGUGCAUAA